Messenger RNA from Neopsephotus bourkii (Bourke's parrot), 1815 nucleotides. It is a transcript of the gene SPNS1, whose product is annotated as SPNS lysolipid transporter 1, lysophospholipid. The transcript is spliced from 15 exons. Lineage: Eukaryota; Metazoa; Chordata; Aves; Psittaciformes; Psittacidae. Gene Ontology annotation, cellular component: membrane. Gene Ontology annotation, biological process: transmembrane transport. Gene Ontology annotation, molecular function: transmembrane transporter activity. Bases 126 to 1694 code for a protein of 522 amino acids. The record is from RefSeq and is a predicted model, not a curated record.
CAAGGCGCUUCCGGAUUGGUUCCUCCCCAGGGCCGGAAGGGGAGGGGCAAUGAAGGGGGGGUGCGGUCACGUGAGCGCGAUCACGUGACGCCGCGCCGGCAGCGACUCGCGGGCGGGCCUGCCCCAUGGCGUCGGGGCCAGAGCUGCUUCGCGCCGACGACACCGGCGAUGGGGGGAGCCCGUCCUGCCCCACCGCGCCCCAUAGCGACGGCCCCUGCCCCAUAGCGCCCCAUAGCGACAGCCCCAGCCCCACAGCGCCCCCCGGCGCCCUCCUCAGCAUCGCCAUCCUCUGUUACAUCAACCUGCUCAACUACAUGGACCGCUUCACUGUGGCUGCCGUCCUCCCCGACGUUGAGGAUUUCUUCAGCAUCAGCGACAGCAGCUCCGGGCUCCUGCAGACAGUGUUCAUUGGCAGUUACAUGGUGCUGGCGCCCCUCUGUGGCUAUUGGGGGGAUCGCAGGAGCCGCAAGCGGCUCCUCAGCCUCGGCCUUGCCCUAUGGGCGGCUGCAACCAUGGCCGGGAGCUUCGUGCCCCCCCAGGGGUUCUGGGCCCUGCUGGUGGCCCGGGCAGUGGUCGGUGCUGGUGAAGCCGCCUUCUCCACCGUGGCCCCCACCCUCGUGGCCGACCUGAGCCCCCCCGGGGCCCCCCGCAGCCGCGCUCUGGGGGGGUUCUACCUGGCUGUGCCCUUGGGCAGUGGCCUGGGUUACAUCAUGGGGGCGAAGGUCAAGGAAGUGGCCACUGAUUGGCGCUGGGCCCUGCGGGUGACCCCCGUGCUGGGCCUGGUGGCGCUGGCUCUGUUGGUGACCCUGGUGACCGACCCCCCCCGGGGGGGCACCGAGACCCCCCCUGGCACCCCCCUGCCCCACAGCGCGUGGGGCAGCGACCUCCGGGACCUGCUCACCAACCGCUCCCUGGUGCUCUCCACGCUGGGCUUCACGGCCGUGGCCUUCGUGUCGGGGGCGCUGGCGCUCUGGGCCCCCGCCUUCCUGAGCCGCUGCCGGGAGGCCACGGGUAGGGGGGAGCCCUGCCCCCGGGGCCAGCGCUGCGAGGGCACCGAGAGCAUGCUCUUCGGGGCGCUGACGGUGGCCUCGGGGGUGCUGGGGGUGGGGCUGGGGGCGGAGCUUUCUCGCCGCUGGAGCCCCCAUUGCCCCCGGGCCGAGCCCCUGCUCUGCGCUAUGGGGCUGCUGGGGUCUGCCCCCUGCCUGCUGCUCGCCAUCAUGGCCGCCCGGCCCAGCCCCACGGCGGCCUAUAUCUUCAUCUUCCUGGGGGAGUCGCUGCUCAGCCUCAACUGGGCCAUCGUGGCUGAGAUCCUCAUGCACGUGGUGGCUCCCACGCGUCGCUCCACGGCCGAGGCGCUGCAGAUCAUCACCUCCCACCUGCUGGGGGACGCGGGGAGCCCCGUGCUUGUGGGGGGGCUCAGCGAUUGGCUGCGUUCCUCCGCCGGCCCCGCCCCUUCUUCCCUGGCCGCCGCGCGCGCGCUGGGGCUCGCGCUCCUGCUCUGCCCCUUCGUGGCCGCGCUCGGGGGCGGGGCCUUCCUGGGCACCGCCUCCGCCUUCCCACGUGACCGCCGGCGCGCGCGGCUCCUGGCGCGGGGUCUCGACCCCGACGACGAGGACCUCGAGGACCCCGAUGACCUCGUGGUGCCACGGGGGGGGCGCCCCACCAAGGUGCCUGUGGCCCAUGUGCUGUCCUGACCCACAUCUAUGGGGCUCUGACCCACAUAAAGGGGAUUCUGACCCACAUCUAUGGGGCCCAGACCCACAGCUAUGGGGCGCAAGCACCGCAGCCCCCAAUAAACCUGUUUGGACACCCCAA